Molecule: messenger RNA, 5653 nt
Organism: Perca flavescens (yellow perch)
Lineage: Eukaryota; Metazoa; Chordata; Actinopteri; Perciformes; Percidae
Gene: auts2a
Product: activator of transcription and developmental regulator AUTS2 a
Exons: 20
Coding region: 612-4370 (1252 amino acids)
Source: RefSeq, a predicted model, not a curated record
CCCUUCUCCGGGAUCCUGAAGCUCGGAUCUGGAGAGAGGAGAUACCCUAUGGUUUUCCUUUGCGGGAUUUAUUUUGUCAGCUCCAAAUCUUCUUGUGCGUUAUCUUUCAAUAGUGACCGAAGGCCGGCAACUUGUCCGGACGGCCCCUCCCCACUCGCAAGGGAGGGAGUUUGCUGACCUUGGGUAAGAAGAGUAGGUUCCUGGAGAAGAAAGAUGUGGCGUCACCUGCUCAACUCACUGUGGCGGGACAUGUUCACUGAGCAGAUAUUUGCUUUAACUUGAAAAGCCCUUCCUCUGGCAGAAUUGACAGCUUGGUGAUAACGUGUUUAAUAGAUCAUUUUACACCUCUUGUCGUAGGAUUUGAUGGACUGCCUUCGGGGAUCUUUGCUUGGAACCUAGCUUGGUUCAGUGACUCGAUGCAGUUUUGCGUUUCCAAAAAAAGGUUUCAUCUGUUGGAUAUUACAUGGUUACCUUGGAUCUAAUAGAUUAAGAACAUUCGCUUGGAUAUUGCGGAGAUUCUCCUCGGGGAUUUUUACACGAGUGGAGGUCAAGCAGUGCCAGUGUUUGGCCCUUGAAGAGUGUGAUUCUCUGUAAGAGGUGGGUUUAUCUGGAUGUUUCCCAUGAAGGACAUGGAUGGCCCUCGAUCCAGUGGCCUCCGCAAGAAGAGGAAGUCAAGGUCAGUGAGGGAUCGGGACCGGAGAUCAAAUGGGAUAAGGAACAACCAUGUCAAGGGCUCAGUCUCUCGCUUCUCCUCCGACUCAGAGCGGGAGGGUGACAGGGAGCCCUCCUCAUCCCGCCCGCGACCCCCGCGAAGAAAGCGAAAGGAGUCUACUUCUGCUGAAGAGGACAUCAUCGACGGCUUCUCCAUCACAGGCUUCGUGACCCUGGAGGCUCUGGAGAAGAACUUGACACUGAAGCCCCAGGAGUGCAGAGACAACCGGGCAGGGCCCCUACACAAGAAGAAGGCUGCCAGGGUCCCCAACGGCCUGAGCCUGGAGCCCUGCAAGAACAAUCACCACCACCAGCAGGCUUCCGACCAGGAGAACAACCCUCGCCUGGCGCACACACAAGGCAAGAGGAAGAAGAAACACCUGAACAAGAAACACACAAUGCUGAAGCCAGGGCAGAACAACUGUAAGGACAGCGACAGCGAGAGUGUGAGCGGAGAGUCCAAGCCUUCCAUCAGGAGCAGCUCCAGAGGCAGACUGACAGAUUGUGACACAGAGAGUGACCAAGACGACAAGGUCUCCGAUGCCAGCUCAGAGAAAUUUUUCAGCACAGCUGCAGUUAAAGUUCCAGAUUUUGGCAUCCAUGUGCUCUCCACCAAUGACAGCCAGGAGCCUCAUGGCCCAGGCCUCCUCAAGGUGUCAGGCCUAGAGCGCAGUCAGGAGAGGAGCCAGGAGACCUGCAGGGACCCCCAACCCCUGUAUCCAGCACCCCCAGUCAGCCUCUGCCCCCCAAAGCCCUCCCCCUGCCCCAGCCGUCCGUCCCCCAGCCCCUGUCCCCUCUUUGGACCCAGACAAACUGCCCCGCCUGCAGCCCUGCCUCUCGCCCAGGGCCAAGAGCCCUUGCCGCCCCCCCGGCCCCAGCACCAGCCCGAACUGCUGUCCCACCCCCGGCCUCCGCCGACGCCCAGCCUUCACCCACACCCGCCGUCACCAGCCCUCCCCACCCAUCACCCUCACCAACAGCACCCGAGUCAGGCCGGGCCCCACCGGCCCCCGUCGCGCUGCCAUCCCCGGCCCCUUUCUGCCUACAACGGCCUCCACCUCAACGGUCACAGCAGCAGCAGGAGCAGCACCCCAGGCACCAAGCCCCACGGGCCCCCUGCUCCCUCUUUGCACCUUCCCCACCACCCGCCUCCUCCUCCUGCUGCCGCGGCAGCAGCAGCCUCCACCUUCCCGCUGCCCUUGGCGGCUAACCAGAACACCCCCCACAGCUUCCCCCCUGCCUUGCAGUCCUCGCCGCACCCACACCACCCCAAUAUGUUCGCUCCUCCAGCGGCCUUGCCUCCACCACCACCACUUACGUCUAGCACCCUGCCAGUCCCCGGACAUCCUGCUGCUGGGAGCGCCUACUCAGAGCAAGACCUUCUGCGCCAGGAGCUCAACACCCGUUUCCUGGCCUCCCAGAACGCCGACCGCGGCGCCUCGCUGGGCCCUCCGCCCUACCUGCGCACAGAGUUCCACCAGCACCAACAUCAGCAUCAGCACCAACACACCCACCAGCACACCCACCAGCACACCUUCACGCCCUUCCCCCACGCCAUCAUGCCCACCCCAGCACCGCCCAUGGUGCGUACCCCUGCCAGAAAUUUUGAAAAAUACCCAACAAAAGUUGACCCCUUCUACAGACACAGUCUCUUUCACUCCUACCCACCGGCCAUGUCUGGCCUUCCUCCCGUCAUCCCCCCGACCGGGCCCUUCGGCUCGCUGCAGGGCGCCUUUCAGCCCAAGACCUCUAAUCCACUCGAUGUGGCCACAAGACCUGGAGGCGUCCCACACACGUUCCUUCAGAAGGACCCCAGGCUAACAGAUCCAUUUCGGCCCGUUCUCAGGAAACCAGGGAAGUGGUGCGCCAUGCACGUCCACAUCGCCUGGCAGAUAUACCACCACCAACAGAAAGUAAAGCAGCAGAUGCAGGUCGACCCUCACAAACUAGACUUUGGCCUCAAGCCCGAGUUCCUGAGUCGACCUCCGGGCCCCAGCCUCUUCGGCGCCAUCCAUCACCCCAGCGACUUGGCGCGGCCUGCCACGCUCUUCUCCGCUGCAGGUCCCGCGCACCCGUCGGCGGGUCCUUUUGGUCAUCCGCCCCACCAUCCUGGAAACUUCCUCGCCCCGGCAUCUCACUUGGAACCUUUCGGUAGGCCCGCGUCGUUUGGUGGACUGGGAUCCCUCAGUUCGUCGGCCUUCGGGGGACUGGGCAAUCCGGCGCUAAAAUCCCUAACAGCGGCCAACUCGAUGUUCGGCCAUAAAGAUGGCCCCAACGCGCAGCAGCACUUCAACGGCGGCGGCCACCAGGAGCCGUGGAACCGCCUGCACCGCACGCCGCCCUCCUUCCCCACGCCGCCGCCCUGGCUGAAACCCGGAGACUCCGAAAGGAGCGCCUCGGCCGGCUCGCACGAGAGGGACCGAGAAUCCGACAAACGGGACUCGCUGGUCGGUAAAGACGACAAAGACAGGGACUCUGUGGAAAAACGCCACCCGAGCCAUCCGUCCCCGGCUCCCGUCAACCCCGUCGGCCUCCUUGGCCACGCCCGGCCCCCCGAGCACCACAGGAACCACCUGCCCCCCACUUCCGGAGAGCCUCAGAGGGACAAGGAAAACAAGGCCAAAGACCGGGAGAGGGAGCACCCGGACUCCUGGAAAGACAACGGCACGGAUGACCGCAAGCACGGCGACAAGGACGCGCCUGUCGUCCGCGACGGCCGAGCGUCGGAGGACAAAGCGUCCAACGGGGGGACACCGUCGCCCUACGUCCGGCAGACCGGCCUCGAGCGUCCCAACAGCGGGCUGAGCAGGGAGGUUCUGGACAAAAAGGCAGAGCUGCCGUACGAGCACCAGAAGAAGAACAGCGAGGUGAAGGUAAAGGAGGAGAGGAAGGAGGAGCAGGACGGAGCCACAGAGAGGGCGAGCGAGCACCCGACGCACGCGCCCUCCACGCCAAACCUCCACCCUCCCUCCUCGAUGCCCAUGCCCAUGAGCGUGGCUGGCGUUCACCCCAUCAACAGCAUCAGUAGCCUGGAGAGAACUCGAGUGGUGGCACCCUUCAUGGGUAUCAGCCCUAUCCCAGGAGCUGACAGGUUCCCUUACCCUGCCUUCCAUUGGGACCCCAUGAGGGACCCUUACAGGGGCCUGGACAUUCACAGACGGGACCUGUUGCUAAGGAAUGACCCUCUGCACCGGCUGGCGGCGCCUCGCCUCUACGAGGCCGAGCGCUCCUACAGGGACCGCGAGCCUCACGACUUUAAUCGUGACCACAUCCACCCUCUGGCCCUGGAGCAGAGGAGGGAGCAGGAGCGCGCCCAUCUGGAGGAGCGCGAGCGCCUCAACAUGCUCAGGGAGGACUACGAGCACGGGCGCCUCCACCCCGCGAUGCACCAUCCCGCCCUAGACGGACACCUCCCGCACCCCGCCCAGGGCCUCAUGGCCCCCGGACUCCCGGGCAUGCACUACUCGAGGGUCAGUCCCUCGGCUGCGGCGGCCCAUCAGAACGGUAUCCUUAACAAAACGCCGCCCGCCGCCUCUCUGAGCGCCCCGCCCCCUCUCAUCCCCACACUGGGCGCCAGGCCCGGCUCACCCAGACGGACUACCCCCCUGACCGCAGAUAUCAGAGACAGAGCGGCUCACAAAGACAUCGAGGCGCGGUGAGCUCUGACUCCGGCCCCGCGCCUCGCUAACACUCAACUCGCACCGAGCACUUAGCUUUGGGCAAAGCAAGACUGUAACAUAGCUGUGAAUAACUUAUGUGGGGCAGUGACGUGCCCGCGCAAUGAAUUGUUUUUGUAUAAAACUACAAAGAGACAAUAAUCGUGGAACAAAACAAAAAAAAGAGGGUUUUUUUCCCGUUCGCUCCAGCUUUUUGUGUGCAUUCUUUUUCUGGUAUAGCAAAGUAAGAAUGAACAAUUUUGGAAUGUACAGGUACUCUAGCACUGACAGACAGCAAAGCGUGUACGGUCGCUGUGCUCACCCUGUACGGAUUAAAAAUCGUGGUACAAAUAUGCAAAAGGGUGUUUUGAAAGCUUUACUUUGAACACACGUAAAUAGAAGAGUAUUACAGCAGUGCUUCAGAAUGUGCUUUUUGCCAUUUCCUUUUCGUUUUUUUUCAGUUGACGCAGCCGAUUAGCAUUGUACCAGAGACCCCGUAUUCAACUAUGCAACAAAUGUCUGGGCUCCCUUUCUGAAAGCUGGCCUUCUCACCACUAUAGACUGUGUAACAAUUAAGGACAAACGGCCGUAUUCUCUCCGCGACUCGGACGCGCGUUGGAUCCGUGCAAACGGAUACGAGCUUUAAGUGAUCCGCGCGGGGGUUGUAGGUGGCAAUUCGGAUUAAACAAAAAGGUAAUGUUUUGAGAAUUACUUUCUCAAUUGUGGCGACAAUCCUAGAAAUGCAUUUUAAAGAUUUCCAAUGUUGAGAGCUAGCAGCACAAACUCUUUUUUUCCCCACACUUCACCGGUCUGGUUCUGGGGAGAAUGCGGCACAUUAAACACCGUGACGGCACAUUUGCCCCAUCGAAGGAGUGUAAAGUACGUGUUUUGGAAAUAGGUUCUGUUGGUCAAACAGUGUAUUAAAGUGCUUUCCUGAGUUGUUGUAAAAACUACAAAAUCAAAAGACAAAAAAACUAAACUAUGGAGAGUUUGUUUCUAAUGAGCAGAGAUCUAUUUUAGUAGUCCACUGAAGGUUUAGUUGUGCGCUUCAAACUCUGUGAUAUCAUGUCGUGCAGUGUUUUUUUAAUCCAACGUAAAAAUGUCCACCGGAGCCAUAGUGGUUAGUCGACGCGUAUUGCAAAAAGAUUGUCGAGAGAUUUUUUUUGCUGUUAACCGUGUACAGGGGAAAAAAGUAAAGUCUUUCUAGAUCGUGUACAAAAAUGAGGAAAAAAAUGAAGCGACUGAAUCUUCAGCAUGCUCCUCAUUUAAACUUGUGUUAUGUAAAU